GCGGAGCGCCACGUCGGCAGCGUUGAGCCAGGAGCCGUGAGCCGUGAGCCGUGAGCCGCCGAGCGGGUCGGUUCCGUGCAGACAGCGGACUGCUUGACCCCCGCCGAGUCCAGGAGCUGUGUGUUCACCGGUCGGGGAGCAGAGGGCAACCCAAGAAUGGUGAAGGUAUCGCAGGCGUCUUUAUCUUCUGUUAUUGUCAGAGGAAAGUUGUGAACGGUGCAGAGAUGAACCGAUCACCAUCGCAAAGCACUAAGGAGGAAAGCGUUCUGGAGCACGAACCAGAAGUUCCUGAUACUUCAAAGGACCACCCCAAGACAGAAGCUGGAAUGAUUUGGAAGGUCACUGGCGGCCUCUACAACAUCACCAAGGGAGCCGUCGGCGCCACAGUCGGAGGCGUGGUGUGGCUGGGCGGGAAAGGUCUGUCAGCGACCAAGACGGCCGUCACCUCUGUGCCGGCGGCUGGCGUUGGACUGGUGAAGGGUGGCAUGUCCGCGAUGGCAGGAGGUGUCUCCACAGUGGGCUCCACCGUGGCCAGCAAGGUCCCGUUUACCACCAAGAAGAAGGACAAAUCUGACUGAAGACUGGAUUGGCAGCGGCCAUUGAAAUGGGCACCUGGCACUUGGACUCUGCCAGAUGGAUUGGGGGAGGGGGGUGGGGUGGGGGAGAGGAUUUGCGACAUAUCACCUUUUGGUCUGAGGGGUUGCGUUUUGGGCCUUCUGAAUCUAUCAGCUUCUCGUGCACGGGGUUUUGUAUCUGGUUCCGUCUGGACCGAGGCCCAAGUCAGUGUGGAUCGCCAAGGGAGCUGGUGGACUUUAGUAUCCACCAGGUUGCAGGGGAGAAGCUUAACUGUUUUCAAGGGGAUGAUGGGGGAGAUGGGAGGGGAAGGGGAGAGAGCUUUUUGACAGCUCCUCAUCUCAAAUUCUGCCCCCCCCUCAGUAAAAAUAUAAUUGUUAUCUAGGCAUUCUUGUGUGUGACUGAGAGGGUCGCCAUCUCACGGGAGAGCACCCAAAACACAGGCUGAAAGCCCACUGCAGGUGUCCUGGUGUUGUGCAGUGAUUCAGGCUGAACACUCCAGUCUAAGUAGCUGUUUGAGCUGGGCUGGCCUGAUCCUUUUGGGUUUGACAAAUCUCAGCAAGGGAUUGGUAUUCCAAAUGACUGGCGUUUUGCUCAACAUCUUUGGUCACUUUUACUGAGGAGAUCCAGUCCUGCUCUGAAGUUGGCCAGUUCUGUUCCAUUUUCACAGCUGACCUACCCGCCAUUUUGUUUUGGUGAAUAUAAGCGGGGGUGUGGUGGUGGGGAAUGGCCGACACCCUCCAUUUUACGUACUCUGUGGCUCAGCUGAACGGCAAGUACAAAUGAAAGGAUGAAAACAGAGCAAUUCAUUGUUGAAAAGGCCCACAAGCUAGGCGGGAAGGGCACCCUGCCUGUUAUCACUGUGAAGGUCAGAAUUGGGACCCUCAUUGCUCGGGGGUGAUCUUGAAGUGUAGCACACAUUAAAAUGAUGGAGGAACUCAGCAGGUCGGGCAGCAUCUACGAACGGGAAAAAACUGUCAGCCCGAGACCCUUCACCAGGACUUCCCUGAUAAAGAGUCUCAGCCCGAAACUUCGGCUGUUUGUUCCUCUCUAAUAGAUGCUGCCUGACAUACUGAGUUCUGUCUGUGUUACUUUUGAGUGCAGGAUUAGCUUUGGUAACUAACCUGGGAACGGUCUGAGCCAUUCAGCGGCUUCAAUGUGCGUGAAAGGUGAACACAGACUUUUGUGUUUUAUGAUGCCGAGCGUUCAUGUGAAAAGAUAAGGGAAAAGAUUCUUCUAAACUUCUGAUGUUGUCAGGAAAGGUAAGUCACCUCAUGAUUCAUGAACAUAAAGAAUGUCCAUCUGUUGGUGUUGCCUGCUCUGGUGGGACCAUAUUUUGGAAGGUUUUAUCGAGUGACUUCUCUUCCCAGCUGCCUGAAUCCGAUCAGUCUUUCAUUCUUGGGGCCCUUGCAGUUCCUCUGGACUCCAACCCUGCGAGCACCCCGUCCGCAGUUUGACCAGUGCCCCACGUCACCCCGUCCGCAGUUUGACCAGUGCCUGACGGCACCCCGUCUGCAGUUUGACCAGUGCCUGACGGCACCCCGUCCGCAGUUUGACCAGUGCCCCACGUCACCCCGUCCGCAGUUUGACCAGUGCCCCACGUCACCCCGUCCGCAGUUUGACCAGUGCCCCACGUCACCCCGUCCGCAGUUUGACCAGUGCCCGACGGCACCCCGUCCACAGUUUGACCAGUGCCUCACGGCAUCCUGAAUCCACUGACAGUGGUGUAAUGGCAAAAAAUGCCCUUAGCUGUUUUUCAUUCCCUCCCGGAUGAUCUGGGAGAUCAGUCAUUGACUGAGAUCGCCUGGGAGGUGUGUGUCGCACACUUGACAAUCUCACGGUUGCCUUGACCCUCGGAUAUUCAUCCUGCCAUCUCCAAUGGACAGAGUGGGCUGAGAGCCUGCGAUAAUUGCAUCACUGUUGUCUUACAGAACCAUUUCAAAUUGUGGGGUUACGUACCACCUUUUUGUAAUCUAGGAAGGAGUUGUCAUGGAGUACAUGUAAUUGCAUGUUAUGAAAUUUGGAAUCUUUGACAAUGUGUAACGUUCAGAUGCUUUAUUUUUAAUCUGUGAGAGGCAAUGGACUUAAUUCCUCUCCACCUUGUUCAGGGGACUGCUAAAGAGAAUGCACCCAUUUUAUCACAUAACCACCUCUGACCUGGGUAUGAUGCAUUGUACUACAGCGUGUGUGUACACGUGUACGAACCUGGGACUCCCAACUCAACAGGCCUUUCAUCAGUGGACUUCUGCCUGCGCUGAGCCCGAAACAAGAUUAACCUGAAAAAGAAUGGUUUGAGGGUUUAAAGGAAAACAUAUUGUGUUCAGUUUACAGUUUUAAAAGCCACCUGCCCUCAAAGCCCGGCAGGUAUUUUCCAACCUCAGUUACAUUUUGGUCAGCUGAGCAGGCUGGAGCUGAGGUCCUUGCCUGUUUUCGGGCUGCCCGUUCACUGCCUGUACUGAUUUAUGCUGGAUGGACGAUGGCAUCCAGAACAUCAGUUAUCCUCAGAGUUGUGCCCACUCUCGGGGUGUGUUGCCAUCUCCCCACCAGCUUGUGGAAAGAGGCCGCAGUGUGAUGGUGGGCAGGAUUUGUAUGUGUCCUUACAAAGAAACUCGUUUUAUCAGUAUUGUAUUUUACACCUUUCUUUGAAUAAAUCUGUUUAGCAGAUCUCUGUGUGAUGUUCU
Molecule: messenger RNA, 3254 nt
Organism: Mobula hypostoma (lesser devil ray)
Lineage: Eukaryota; Metazoa; Chordata; Chondrichthyes; Myliobatiformes; Myliobatidae
Exons: 3
Coding region: 225-578 (117 amino acids)
Source: RefSeq, a predicted model, not a curated record